AUGUCUUCAUCUUCAUCGGAAGAUACUUAUUAUAACUUAGAUGGAGAAUAUGAAAUAGAGGGGGAAAUUUAUACGGAGGUUGAAAAAAAAGAAAAAACACCCGAACCUAAAGCCAUUUCGGUAGGAGAUUUUUUACCUUAUGGCCCUAGAAUGUAUUAUGAAUCACCUGAUAACGUUGUCAGAAUAAAAGAUAUUGGAGAAAAAAGUAGAAUUUUAGUUAUUGGGGUUAUUGGAUCCUUUACGCCGGACUGUUGGAAUAGGCAUUUGUUUUUAGUGUUACAAAAACUUGAUUAUUUUCAAGAAAGAGGAGUGGAUUAUAUAUGUUGCAUUGCGACCAAUGAUCCAUUCGCACAUCAAGCUUGGGGUACUUAUUUAGGUUGUGAGGACACUGUUCUUAUGUGGGGAGACCCUACCAAAAGAUUUACUAAAGCUUUGGGCAUGGAUAUUAUUGUGCCUUGGUUGGAUAAUAAUAUUAGAUCAAAAAGGUAUAUCAUUUUAGCUGAUAAUAUGCUGGUAACUAAAAUUCUCAAAGCUCCACAAGAUGAUUUAGGAAUGACAUGGCAAUGUGAGCAUUUCACAGAUUUCUUCAGCAUUGGCGAAGAAGAAAAUGAUGACUUAGAUUGA
Pediculus humanus corporis (human body louse) is the source of this 624-nucleotide messenger RNA. Its product is annotated as Peroxiredoxin TPx2, putative. The record is from RefSeq and is a predicted model, not a curated record. Gene Ontology annotation, molecular function: thioredoxin peroxidase activity. Gene Ontology annotation, cellular component: cytoplasm. The coding region runs from base 1 to 624 and encodes 207 amino acids. NCBI's taxonomy places the organism in Eukaryota, Metazoa, Arthropoda, Insecta, Psocodea, Pediculidae. Gene Ontology annotation, biological process: cellular response to oxidative stress; cell redox homeostasis; hydrogen peroxide catabolic process. The transcript has a single exon.